AUUGGCGUACCUAGACACCAGGAUGGGUCUGACCCUCGUUCUCAAUGUACUAAAAAUUUAAAAAUUUUCUGAUUUCCAAAUUUUCAAGAGUCUCUUAAUGAUGCCUGGUGCAAGGAUUGGCACUAUUGAUAAAGCUACGGGAUCUGGCCCAUCCACUCGGUGACAAAACUCUAGUUACGCCAAUGAUAGCAGAAAAUUAUUUCAUCUUUCUUUUUUUAUUAUUAUUUUACACAUAGUAUUUCCUAUACAUACUACGUAUGUUUUAUUGUAAAACGCAUUAUCUACGAGAUUUAAAAAAUGGUAACAAGAUCUACCACACUUUCAAAGUGACGUAAAGUACGUUUCUUUUGUAAAUAACACCCCAUUCUAGAGAUACAAUAAACAUCUUACAUUGAAACUUUGGUGAUUUUUAAUAUCUGUAACAAUUAGAACUGUUCUCUUGCAGAGGUUCCCAAAGUGUGGCAUUAAAUAUUACUAAAAAUUAUAGAUGAUAAUGUGGUGGGAAUCCUGAAGCUUUCAAGACUUAAAUUAUCACACUUUUAUAUGUAGUUGUAUUAUAUUUUAUACUGAUAGUGUAUCAGUGUGUCCUUCGAUCCUUGAUGAAGCUAGCUGCAACGAUUGGUACACGUUGAAACAUUUUCCUAUCAUUCGCAAUAAAACUAAACAUAAUAGUACGAAGUAUUAAAAAAACGAUUGUUGUACAACCCUUUUCUGUUAAGACAUUAUAAAUGAAUAGCAUAGAAUCAUUUUGAAGUUUUAAAAGAUAGUGCAUCAUAAGUAGGUUGCAAAAAAUGAUCAUCGAAAGUGUGUCGUGACCCACGAAAGUUUUGUGACCUCUACUGCGCUGUAUCAUUUAAAGGGUAUAUUCGUGUCCUUUCGAAAGUAGGGCACCAGUCCUACGUUUCGCUUUAUUCGUUUAAGUUUUCCCGUACCUUAUCCACCUGUAGUAAAGAGAUAAACUCGCGUUAUCACAAUAUAACUGAUAUCAGUAUCGUUAUCGUUCUUCGUUGCCUGAAAUCAAGCUUAGUUUCUUUCAGUACAUUAGUCAAAUCGGUUCGUCUACCAUAGUAAAAAAUGCGGGACAAGUUUCGUCCUGACCGCGUUUCCGGUUUCUUGAAAUUGGUCCUAGUUGGUUGUUUUGUUUCAUCCUUGCUAAUUGUUCGAACAACGGCUCAAGUCGUCAAUCCUUUCAAAUCUGCGUUCGGAUUGGACGAGCCGGAUUACACGGAUGGCGAGGAACCGUUUUACACGGAAGGUAAUGCAGGCGAAGAGAAUUUGAACGAAGAAUUCGAAGCGGAAGAUCUGCCUCACGACUUGGGUGACAAUAACCAGAAAAAUCCAGAGGACACACAAGGACUAGAAACCCCAGCUAACGUGGACGAAAAUUUAGGCGAUCAAAAUGGAGCUAAAGACGUUAGCGUUUCUCAAGGUAUCACCGGUAAAAUGGCUGGCGAAAAAAGUGGAAAAUAUGUGAGAUACGAUUCCGAUUUACCGGAAGCGGACAGAUAUGCGCCUCGUUCGGAUGAUUCAGUUCCAAAUUACGUUUUAACGGAAAGCAGAUUGAAAGAAAUUCGAUCGAGGUUUAUGUACUGGUUCUUCGAUAAAGGCGGCGAUGAUGACGAAGGCGAUUAUCAGAAACAAAUUCAAUCCUCCAUGCCUCAAAUACAUAAGAACUUCAACUUCCAAUUGCCCUUCUUCGGAUUUAGGUUUAACUACACCAGGGUAUCCAUGAACGGUUUCCUAGAAUUCAGCGAUCCCCCAGUCCACUACACUUACCCCCUCGCGUUUCCCGUGAAAGACUGGCCCAAAAAGAACGACCCCAGUUUCAUAGGAAUAUUCUUCAGCAAAUGUCGCAUAGGCAAGACAAGGAAGACCGACAUCGAUCAAAGAAAACCAGGAGUGUAUUUCAGGAUGGAGAGGGACUUGGAGAACAGAAAGGACCAAUUUGGUGUUGAAAUGCGCGAGCGGAUUAAAUGGGAUAUCCGCGAGGGUAUCGUCGGUACGGACUCGUUUGAACCGAAACACGCAGUUAUAAUUACGUGGAAGAACAUGUCUUUCGCUGGUGGUAUCGACAAUUCGCUUUACAAAACGAACACCUUCCAAAUGGUCCUCGCCACUGACGAAAUUUAUACUUACGCUAUAUUCAAUUAUUUGGACAUUCAGUGGACCAGCCAUACAGAGGCUGGUGGUGACACUACGGGUGGAGAAGGUGGUGUACCAGCAUUUGUCGGUUUCAAUGCAGGAAACGGUACCCAAGUGUACGAAUACAAACCAUACUCCCAGAGGUCGACGAUUCGUGAUCUGACUGGUAGAGGAUGGGCGAACGGUUUUCCAGGUCGGCACAUCUUCAGGAUUGAUGAAAAAAUCAUACCAGGCACUUGCAACAAAGACAUAGCGGGAGCAAAUUUACCUCUCGUAUUCGCGCCUGAGAGCGGCAACAUGUUAGGUGGCACCAUCGUGAACAUCACCGGGCCGUGUUUCAACGAGACUCAAAAGAUUCGAUGUAUGUUUGAAACUGUAGUCGUGACCGGCACUGUGAUCGACAGAAAUCGUGCAAUUUGUGUGCAACCGUUCGUGAAAGCAGAGGGAUACGUUCGAUUUGCGAUCAGCAUUGGCGAUAGUAAAACUUACGACUGGAAAGGGAAAUAUUUUAUCGAGACCCCAGCCACAGCUGCAGAGAAGAUCUACGUAUCGAGUGCCGUUCACCAAAAGAGUCCUGCCGAAAUAAAAAUCACUUGGAAUCGUUACAAUUUGACCAACAAUUUAAACGCCGGCGUGCAGAUAUCUCUGUGGGGAUAUCGUGAGACAAAGACUACCCCAGAGUUCGAGUUCAUCACUACGUUGGAACCAGCGUACACAAACCUUGGCGAAUAUAUCAUCACUCCAGCGAAAUUUCGUGACGCGUAUAAUCCGUAUCAACUGGAUCUAAAUUUCGGUUUUAUUCAACUCAAUUUAACCGAGCCGCAGCAACAAACUGGCCUCAACAUUUCGCCGAGCUUAUGGAGCAGGCCGAUUCCAUUAGGCUGGUACUUCGGCCCGCAAUGGGAAAGGAAGUACGGGUCAAAGUGGCCCCAGCGACUUUGCGAUAACUGGAUAAUGAACGAUCGGUAUUUGAAGAAUUUCGCGGCAGAGGUAUCUAUAUGUCCGUGCACCGUGAAGCACGCGUUGAACGAUAAAGGUCGCUUCCUUCCGGACUACGAUUGUGACAAGGACUCGAACUUGGAUUGCUUGUACAAUCAGCAUGCGUAUCACUGUGUGAGGACUGGUGCACCCAGUAUGGACGGUUCCGAGCAACAGUGCUGUUACGACAAAAACGGCUACCUGAUGUUAACGUACGAUCAGCAAUGGGGUUCCAGGCCACAUCGAUCUCACAAUUUAGGCUACUACCCAUGGGAUGAGGCGAACAAAGUUCCAACUCUUUCACACUGGCACCAUGACGUGAUACCCUUCUACAUGUGCUGUUUAUGGCAAGAGGAACACGCCGUUGGGUGCGAAACUUUCAGGUUCGAAAGACGACCCAGUCAAGAUUGCAUCGCUUAUCAAUCUCCAGCGAUUGGAACUGUGUUUGGUGAUCCACAUUUUGCUACUUUCGAUGGUCUUGAAUACACGUUCAAUGGAAAAGGGGAGUUUGUAUUAGUACGUGUGAAUAAUCUGAAAGAUAAACUCGACGUUCAAGGCAGGUUCGAACAGUUGCCAAGCAACAUACAUGGGGAAGUUAGAGCUACUCAGUUAACGUCUAUUGCGGCAAGAGGAAACAACUCGGCUGUAAUCGAAGUUCGAUUAAGACCCAAACACGCUCAAUGGAGGUACCGUCUCGACGUCUUAGUAGACAAACGACCAGUGUACUUCGACAGACCAGCCCUUAAAUUCCAACAUUUUACUGGCGCGGUAGUUUACACGCCUACUGUUAUCCUAAAUCAGAGCGAGGUGAUCAUCAUGUUCGACACUGGUGCCGGUGUAGAGGUAGUCGAAAACGAGGGAUUCAUGACAGCCAGGGUUUAUCUGCCCUGGACCUAUUUGAACAAGACCAAAGGGCUAUUCGGUAAAUGGAACUUCGACAUCUCGGACGAUCUGAUGACUCCUGAUGGCCAACAAGUUUCUGCUAGUAACUUGAAUCACUUCGAGACCGUUCACAAAGACUUCGGGAUACACUGGAUGCUGGAAGACAAAGAAGACGACUUGAAAGGGGGAUCUCUAUUUGUUAGAUCGUUCGGCAGAACAUCUAGUUAUUACUCCAAUAGAACUUUCGAGCCAGAAUGGAGAAAAACACCUGCUGAAAUAUUGCCCACUAACAGGUCAUACGAUGUACAACGGGCUAUCGAUCUUUGCGGAGAGACGUAUCAGUGCCAAUACGACUACGCCAUGUCGCUCAAUCGAGACUUGGCUCACUUUACGAAAAACUAUUAUGACACCUACACUCAAAUCAGAGACAUUAACAUGAAUCAACGAGUCAUAUCUUGCGGGGUAUUGGAAACACCACGUUUCGGUCGCAAGAGCAACUUCUUUUUCGUGCCAGGUACGAAAGUCACUUUCGAAUGCAACCAAGAUUUCAUACUGAUUGGCGAUCAAAGACGAGUGUGCACGCCCGAGGGUCGCUGGAACGUCCCGGAAUAUGGAUACACGGAGUGUUUACGUCAGAUCGAGUAUGCUCAGCGUACGGCAUGGAUAACAAUGGGCAUUAUUUUCGCCGUGUUAGUUCCUAUAACGGGAUGUAUCGCGGGUGCAUUUUUUUAUAUACGAAAAAAUCAGACUCAGGGAGGCUCCGUGAACUCGUGGCGUUAUUCUGAACGGAGUUCCGGUGUCGAUGAUUCCACGUUGUUGAGACAGACUACGCCGUUGAAAUCGUUCGACAGACCAAUUUCACCCGUUAGCGAUACUAGCACUGCACCGAGUACAGUUAAGAAACCUCACAGUUACGACAAAGUAUAUCGUACACACGAACCAUUGCCAAACAGACCGAAUGUCGAUUUCGAGGACAAAGACUGGGACCUUAGAGAACCUAAUUCCCCGACAGACUCGGAGAAAAGUAUGACAGAGUCCAUUAGGAAAGCUGGAAGUCCCACGAAAGAGAGCGACGUGUAAAAUAAUUGGCGUCGUGGAACGAAUUCAGAAAGUAGAUAUUUUAAACUUUUGAAAUACUUCAGAAUUCUUAAUUCUUUAACAAAUUAAAGUGUCACGUAUUCAGUACGUUUUCUGUUAUCUUUUAUUCCACUUCGUAUUUCUCUAAAAUGGCGACGCAGGGGAUUGAUCUUUAGUUUUUAAAUUUGAAAGCUUUAGAAGUUGGGGGAUUUGGAGAUUUUGGAAUUUAAAAAUGCCUCUCUGGAUCCGUUCCUGUCGUGGACCAUCCAUUCUCGACAAAAAAACCUCACAUACUUGACAUUCUUGACAUACCGUCGGUAGUUCAUCAUUUAUGCAUUAAAUUUUCUUUGGAAGCAUCUCUUACAUGACAAAUACUUCGGGUCAUAAUUAUUCGCGACCGUACGCUUCGGAAUAAAACCGUACAUAAUCGAAUAUCAUUUGCACGAAAAAUGAACUGAUAACGUAAUAUAAAUGGAUUAAAUUGUACGUCAAAAGUGAUUAAGUUUUCACUUGUAUAUAUUCUGCUGUGGAAUAGAAAUGUUCAUUUUACGGAACGCUUAUUAGAUAAUGUAUCACUAAAUCACAAAGCUUCGUGUUUUUAUACAGUUUGAUGCAUAAUAUU
This is a messenger RNA of Megachile rotundata (alfalfa leafcutting bee), 5701 nucleotides long. RefSeq names its product sushi domain containing 2 mesh (gene mesh). NCBI's taxonomy places the organism in Eukaryota, Metazoa, Arthropoda, Insecta, Hymenoptera, Megachilidae. Gene Ontology annotation, biological process: cell-matrix adhesion. The record is from RefSeq and is a predicted model, not a curated record.